Molecule: messenger RNA, 534 nt
Organism: Caenorhabditis remanei
Lineage: Eukaryota; Metazoa; Nematoda; Chromadorea; Rhabditida; Rhabditidae
Exons: 1
Coding region: 1-534 (177 amino acids)
Source: RefSeq, a predicted model, not a curated record
AUGAACAAGAAAGAAUACAAUAUUUGGGAUGAUCACAGUUACGAGAAGACGUCGAAAUUGAAUAAUGAACAUAUAGCGAAAGGAAAUGUAUAUGAAGAUUACAAAGGAGAAUACGAGAAUAUGGAUGAUGGGCGUAGUGUGAAUUCUUCGAAACUCAAGAUUCAAAAUGUAAGGAAAGGAAAUGGAUGUGAAGGAUAUGAAGAUGAUUAUGAGAUUUUGGAUGAUCAGAGUAAUGUGAAGUCUUCACGGUUCAAUAUUCAAUAUAUAAGGAAAAGAAAUAUUGGCGAAUCAAAUUCGAAGAUUAAUGAGAAUGAUGAGAAUAUUGAAUCCAAACUUCUCAUGUUUCCUAGGAGCCAAGUUCGUGUUUAUCUAAUGCAGAAGAUCGAAAAGUUGAAAGAAGCGCUUGAAGAUGAAGAUCAGAAAUUGCAAGAAAUAAAAAGGGUUCUCAAUAAAUCAGCUGGAAAAACUCGGAAGUUAUUAGAGAAGUUUCUACGAAGCAUUGGUUGUGAUAAAAAGACGAUAUCAGACUCAUAA